This is a messenger RNA of Ectocarpus sp. CCAP 1310/34, 876 nucleotides long. The record is from the annotation of a GenBank genome assembly. NCBI's taxonomy places the organism in Eukaryota, Phaeophyceae, Ectocarpales, Ectocarpaceae.
AUGGCGUUGGCGUUUGCACAUUUUGGUCCCAAAUCCGGGCUCCUGGUGUACAUGGAUGACUUAAUCUGUUGUUCAUCGACAUGGGAGGGACACCUAAAACUGUCGGAAAACACGUUCCAAGCUUUGCAAGCAGCAAGGCUCACCUUGAAACCAUCCAAUGUACAAUUCGGACCACAAGAGGUGAAAUUCUUGGGACACAUUUUCUCAUCAGAUGGAAUACGUCUUGGUGAGGAUCGGAUAAAGGCGAUACUAGAUAUACCAACCCCAACAAACAUCAAAGAGCUGCGAUCAGUGCUGGGGACAGUCAACUAUGUGCGGAAGUUCAUUCCAAACUUGGCGACAAUCACCGCACCCCUGGUUGACUUCACGGAAAAAGAGGCAAUGAAGUCAGUGGCAAAACGUUGGGGACCGGAGCACAAUAAAGCGUAUGCGGAAGCAAACAAAUUGCUCACCGCAGCUCCUGUGUUAAACUUUCCGGACUUUUCUAAAGAAUUUGUAAUUCAUGUCGAUGCUUCUAAUGUUGGUACAAGAGCAUUCCUAGCCCAACAAGAUGGUGACGACCUGAAGAUCAUAGCAUACUUUGGCCAGCGUUUCAACAAAAGCCAACUGCAUUAUUACUCAGCAACCAUGAAAGAAUGUUACGGUGUCGUUCUAGCAAUUCAGCAUUGGCGCCCUUAUCUGUGGGGCAGACAUUUUACGUGCGUUACUGAUCAUGCCGCGUUGCGUUAUCUCUACACGAUGCAAUACACGUCAAACAUGCUUACACGCUGGGCGAUAGCGCUGCAAUCAUUCGACUUCACGGUAAAACAUAAACCAGGAAAGUUGCAUGUAGUGCCUGACACGUCAUCGCGUCUUUUUGUGUUUGUGUUUGAAUAA